Closterium sp. NIES-67 is the source of this 2219-nucleotide messenger RNA. Lineage: Eukaryota; Viridiplantae; Streptophyta; Zygnematophyceae; Desmidiales; Closteriaceae. The record is from the annotation of a GenBank genome assembly.
GCUCCUCAAUGGGCAGGCAAGGACUACUGCGCCGCACCGCAGUAGGCGCAGCAGCCUCCAGGAGCUCUGCCGUUCGCCGCGCGUCGGGAUGGCUCCUAUCCACGGGCGUGUGAGCUUCUGGGAGUGGCCGAUCACUCCCUCGGUACUCGCUCCCAGCCAAUCACGCCCAUCGCACGCCCCGUCGCCAAGUCAUCCGCGCGGAUUGCCGCGUGCUCUUGCCUUAGUCGCCACCACCAUCCGUGCUUUCUCCUUUCUGCUCCUUCUACUGCUCCCGUCGCUCCUCGUUGCAUCAGCCGCCGUCCCCUCACAUCCUCCCGCGGCCUCUUCACCUGCCGUCUGCCCCUCCGACUUCCCCGCGUCAACCUGCCCUGCCGCGCCCGUGCCCACCGCGCCUCCCUCAUCCCUUCCGCCUACUAGCGCGGAUGGCGAAUCAGCAGUUCCGCCUCCCGCCCUCUCCGCCACCGUUUCCGCCUCUUCCCCCCUGCGCAUUUCUCCCGAGCACCGCCCUCUCCGCGUGCCCGUGCUCUGGAUGGCGCCGUUCCUCUCCGCGGGGGGGUAUUCCUCCGAGGCCGUCGCGUAUGUCACUUCCCUCGCCGCCUCGCCUCGCGCGCCGCCCUUGAGAAUAGCGCAGCACGGGGACGGCACCAACUGGGAAUAUAUUUCCGGGCUGCCCGACUCCACUGUUCGAGUGCUGGAGGAUCUUUUCGAGGGGACCACGGGAGCAGCAGGGGGAGAAGGAGGGGAGGAAGGAGCGGGAGGAAGCGAGGGGGUGAAGAACGGUAGGGAGGAGGAGGAAGGUGGGGCAUGGGAGAGGCUGUGGCGUGAAGGAGGAGGAGCAGGGAGGGGAGGAACAGAGGGAGGAGAAACGCCAGACGGGCACGAAGCAGCUGAAGCUGUGGGAGAAGACAGCAGCAGCAGCAGCAGUAGCAGCGGCAGCAGCGGCAGUCCAUUACACGGCAUCGUCAUCUGCCACAGCGAGCCUGGCGCGUGGGCGCCUCCGUUGUUCCAAACCCCUCCGUGCCCGCCUGCAGCCCUGCAGGCGUCUGCGUUCCUCAUCGGGCGCACCAUGUUCGAGACGGACCGGGUGACCCCCAUGCACGUGCAGCGCUGCAACCGCAUGCACCAGGUGUGGGUGCCCUCUGCCUUCCACCGCCACUCCUUCGCUGCAAGCGGCGUCCACCCGUCCAAGCUGAGAGUGCUGCCGCAGCCUGUCGACGUCCAUGCCUUCCACCCGCCUCCUCUCUCCCCCGCCCUCCGCCCCUCCCUCCCUCCCGCUCACCUCGUUCUAGGCCCGGACCGGUUGCCGCAGACACGUAAUGCGCGUGGGGGACCAGGGGGUCAUGCAGAGGACGAGGGCGGCUUGCUGGGUGAUGAGACUGGGGGGGAGGGGAGUGGGAGUAGGGAUGUGGAGAACUGGUGUGCUGAAGGGGGUGGUGUGGGAGAGGGGUCACUGGCAUCGGAAGGAGAGGGCAACGACGGCAGGCCAUUUGUGUUGCUGAGUGUGUUCAAGUGGGAGCAGAGGAAGGGGUGGGACGUGCUGCUGAGGGCCUUCCUCUCCACGUUCACUGCGUCGGACCCGGUGCUCCUCUACCUCGUCACCAACGCCUACCACACUGACUCCCACUUUGCAGCCAAGAUCGCCUCCUUCCUCCGCUCUGCCAACCUGACUGAGCCACCUGAGGGCUGGCCGUCUCUCUAUGUUCGGUCUGAGCACGUGGCGCAGUCUGACCUGCCUAACGUUUUCCGGGCAGCUGAUUGUUUUGUGCUGCCAACCAGAGGGGAGGGAUGGGGGCGACCGAUAGUGGAAGCCAUGGCAUCAGGACUGCCAGUGAUAGCCACUAAUUGGUCUGGCAUAACAGAGUAUCUGACUGAGGAGAAUGGAUACCCUCUACCUGUAGACUAUCUCUCUGAGGUUCCUGAUGGGCCAUUCAAGGGGCACUUGUGGGCAGAGCCUUCAGUUUUGGAGCUCUGCAAGUUAAUGCGGCGUGUGCUGUCUGAUAGGGCAGGUGCAAGGAGGAAGGGGUGUGCAGCUCGAAGAGACAUGGUUCAGAUAUAUGCUCCAGAUAGGAUUGCGCAAGUGUUGAUUGUCUUGCUUGGGGAGGUGGAGGCCAGCAUUUUGCAAAACCAAGCUAAUGUGAAAUAGGGUGUUGCAUUGUGGGGAUUUCAUGUUGUGCAAUAGUUUUUGCAAGUUCUUGCUUUUUGUGCAUAUUGGUUACGAG